AUGCGCUCCCCCUUCCUAUCGGUGCUGGCAGCCACAUCAGCCCUUGCAGUACAAUCAAGCACAUUGUUCAAUUUCACCAGUGGAAUCGACAUCGAAAAUAGUGAGCUGCGUCCCAAUGGUCACAUCCUUCUCACCACUUUUGAGAAAGGCGGCCUCUACACCUUAAAUCCAUAUGCAAAAGAGCCGGAAGGAGAAUUGGUCGCUUCGCUCCCUGGUGCCACAGCUCUCUGUGGUAUUACAACAAUCGCACAUGACAAAUUCGCCAUCAUAGGCGGUGUCCGUGGCAGCUACCACUAUGACAACGAAACUAUAUACACAGUCGACUUCAGCCAGAAUUCCUCGAACCCCAUCAUUGAGAAAAACGCUCAUCUCCCCGAUGCCGUCAUGCUCAACGGCAUGGCUGCACUCCCCAAACAGCCUCACGUCGUUCUCAUUGGCGAUGCAGUCCUCGGCGUCCUUUUCCGUUUGAACACAGCAACUGGAGCGUACAAGGUCGCAUUCAACAACACCGCACUUGCCUCUCCGUCUAAUUCCCCAAUGCCCAUUGGCGUCAACGGAUUGAAGGUUGUUGGGAAUAGUGUGUAUUUUACAAACAGUGCCACUGGGGUCUUCGCUAAGGUGCCCAUCAGCGAGGAUGGGGAGAUAUUCGGCGAUGUGGAGGUUGUUGCUACUAUGGAUAUCAGCAUUGGAGAUUGGGAUGACUUUAUCGUCGACUCUAAUGGUGUUGCUUACAUUGCUCAACCUACCCUUGGGAUCGCGCGGGUUUUCCCGAAUGGUACACAUGGUAUUUAUGCGAAGGGCAUAGCUUCGGCCACUUCUGUUCAGAUUGCGGAGGGUGGAUAUGCAUACGCGACGCAGAGUGAUGGCUUGGUGAACAAAUUUCAGCUUCCGUUGAACACGAGAUUGGCGGAGGGCGAGUAUUGA
Penicillium verhagenii is the source of this 924-nucleotide messenger RNA. RefSeq lists its product as uncharacterized. Bases 1 to 924 code for a protein of 307 amino acids. The record is from RefSeq and is a predicted model, not a curated record. NCBI's taxonomy places the organism in Eukaryota, Fungi, Ascomycota, Eurotiomycetes, Eurotiales, Aspergillaceae. The transcript has a single exon.